Acytostelium subglobosum LB1 is the source of this 258-nucleotide messenger RNA. RefSeq lists its product as hypothetical. The record is from RefSeq and is a predicted model, not a curated record. The transcript has a single exon. The coding region runs from base 1 to 258 and encodes 85 amino acids. Lineage: Eukaryota; Evosea; Eumycetozoa; Acytosteliales; Acytosteliaceae.
AUGGUGUCAUCCAGUCUGCUGAUCCGCGACAUCCACACAUUCAACCUGCCCUUCCACCCAGGUGUCCACGACUACUAUCUCAAGAUGGGCUUUGGCGCCUAUUGCAACGUUCGCGUCAUUGACAACACGUACGCGCUGAUACUGUCCGACAACCUGGUGGGGCACAUGCUAAAGAACAAGUCGAUAUCAUUCUACAACCCUGACUAUAUCAAGAAGGGCGUGUAUUAUAUAUCGACCACAUCAUCCACCAACAACUAA